Molecule: messenger RNA, 486 nt
Organism: Solanum dulcamara
Lineage: Eukaryota; Viridiplantae; Streptophyta; Magnoliopsida; Solanales; Solanaceae
Exons: 2
Coding region: 1-486 (161 amino acids)
Source: RefSeq, a predicted model, not a curated record
AUGGAUAUUGCUCGGGUACAAGCGUAUGCACAAGAAGUGGAGGAUCAUCAUAGGGGACAUCAACCCGAGAGAGAUUUUGAUAGAGGCCAACAUAAGAAGACUAUAUCAGUUGGUUAUUAUGGAGCUGGUCAGAGCUGCAGGGCUUCAGACUCACAGAUGAACAGGGGUUCGCAUCAGUCGAGGCCACCCUUGCCUCAUUGUCCUUAUUGUGAUAAGGCUCAUUCUGGGAAAUGUCAUUUUGGAACAAAUGCUUGUUUUACUUACAGCCAUCAGGGCCACAUUAUGAGGGAUUGUCCAUACAGGGGCAGCCUAGGAAGUGCAGUUCAGCCUACUGGGCCAGUUGCUGGUUUAUCUUCGUUCGUGGCUAUGCGCUUUGCGGGACAGAUUAUUCAGACGCCAGCAGGCCAUGGUAGAGGUCAUGGUAGAACUUCUAGUUCUAGCUUUCCUUUGAAUCGCGUUUAUGCUUUAACCAGCAGACGAGAUUAG